This is a messenger RNA of Naegleria lovaniensis, 1647 nucleotides long. RefSeq lists its product as uncharacterized. Bases 1 to 1647 code for a protein of 548 amino acids. The record is from RefSeq and is a predicted model, not a curated record. The transcript is spliced from 5 exons. Lineage: Eukaryota; Heterolobosea; Eutetramitea; Acrasida; Naegleriidae. Gene Ontology annotation, molecular function: CoA-ligase activity.
AUGGUCUUUCAUAGCACUAUUCAAAAACCUUGCGAAUUGAAUGAUCAACUUCCACUCUCCCACAUGAUCAUUCAAAAAUGUCGGGAGCAUGGUGAUCGUGUGGCCAUGAUCGAUGGAACAGCAUCCUCUCCCAACGCACCUUUCAGUUCUCUCACCUUUUCUCAAAUGGCCAAUUUGAUGAUUACCAUUGGUAAUAACUUGGUGGAUGAUUAUCAAGUCGAAAAGGGUCAAGUAUUGGCUCUCUUACUUCCAAAUAUGCCCUUGUUCCCAUGUAUUUUCCAUGGAGUGGGUUAUAUUGGUGGAAUUUGUACUACUUUGAAUCCAUUAUAUUCUGUGGAGGAAAUGCAAAGUCAAUUGCAAGACUCCAAUGCCAUCAUGAUGGUUACGGUUCAACCCUUAUUGGAAAAGGCUUUGAAAUCAGUGGAAGGAACUGGUGUGAAGAAGAUUUUUGUGUUGGGAUUGAGCUCGGAGCAACAAUCAAUGAAAGAAGAUGUUGGUUGUCAAGUGUUGGAUGCCAAACUCUUGUUGAAAACUCCAAAAAGUACUGAAAUGAUUUAUGAUCGCAAGAUUGUUCCCAAGGAAGAUCUUGUGGUAUUGCCUUAUUCUUCUGGAACGACUGGAUUGUGCAAGGGUGUUUGUCUCACACAUUACAACCUUGUGAGUAACAUUCUCCAAAUUGGUGUUGAAUUGGAACCUCUUACGACCAAUGAUGUCAUUAUUGCUGUCUUGCCCUUCUUUCAUAUUUAUGGAUUAACAGUAUUGUGUAAUAAGGCUCUCUAUGAAGGGGCCAAAGCAGUGACAAUGGCUAAAUUUGAUUUGGAAACAUUCCUUAAACUCAUUCAAGAACAUAAAAUUACUCGAGUUCAUUUAGCUCCACCUAUUAUUCUGGCAUUGGCCAAACAUCCCAUUGUGGACAAGUAUGAUUUGAGUUCACUCAAAGUCAUCUUGUCUGGAGCUGCACCACUUUCGGGAGAUGUAGCCAAAUUGGUGAGAGAACGUUUGAAGCUUGUCGUGAAGCAGGGCUAUGGAUUGACCGAGUCUUCACCUGUAUUGAGUGUCUGUGGUGAUACUCCAGAACGUAUCAAGGAUGGAUCUGCUGGACUCUUACUCAAUCAUACCACUCUCAAAAUUGUUGACACUGAAACUGGUGAAGAAAUUACUGAAUAUGGUAAACCAGGAGAACUUUGCUUUGGUGGACCUCAAAUCAUGAAAGGUUAUCUCAAUAACGAUGAAGCUACCAAUAACACUCUCAAAGAUGGUUACCUUCACACUGGAGAUAUUGGCUACAUUGACCAAGAGGGAUUUAUUUUCAUUGUCGAUCGUCUCAAAGAACUCAUCAAAUACAAUGGUCAUCAAGUCCCUCCAUGUGAAUUGGAAGGUGUUCUUUGUAAACACCCAAAAAUUCUUGAUGCUGCCGUAAUUGGAGUUCCCAAUGAAGAGACUGGAGAAUUACCAAAGGCUUUUGUAGUAUUGAGACCGAAUGAGAGUAUGACUGAGGAAGAAGUGAUGCAUUAUGUGGCUGAACAUGUGUCACCUGUGAGAAAGGUUCGAUUGGUAGAAUUUGUGGCUGAAAUUCCAAAGAGUAUUAGUGGAAAGAUUUUGAGAAGAAUUUUGAAGGCACGUGAAUUGGAAAAGUUGAAACAAUAG